GACAGACGGGCGUUUUGGUCGUUUCGUGACUUUCAGGUCCCGCCGCCGCCGCCAUCCACGUCCACUCAGUCCAGUCCAUUGAUUCACUUGUUCCUUCUCUCCGUCCCAACAUUCAACUUUCAUUUCCAUUGUGACCGCCCGACAGACAGACAGACAGUGCAGGUUUAAAGCAGCAGGUGGCCGGCCCUUUUUUACGCUCCCUUCAUCUCUUCUCGCUUUCCGCCGCAAACAACAAGUCGCUUUGCUUUUUCUUUCCCUUCGUUCGUCAUUCUUGUAACGAUUCACGAUCGCAAACACGAACAACUCCACUAUUAAUCAUUAAUUCACCACCACGGUAGAACUACUCCAACAAUGGCACCAGCGAGCUCAGUUCCGCCCCAGUUGCCUCCCUCGGUCGAGGAGGCCUACCGCAGGAAGUGCAUCCAGCUGAAGCAGCGCACCACCGAGGUUGAGGAGGCUAACGAUGCCGCUCGCCUGCGUCUGGCCCGGCUGAAGCGCCAGGUUGAGAAGAUGAGGCUGGAGCGAGCGUUCCUUCUUGAGCAGUUGGCCAAGAGGACGAGCACUAACGUGGAGGAUUCUGACGGCAGCCCCAGCCCGCCGCCCACACCAAAGGAGAAGCCCUUGCGUAUCAAGCGGGGACAUCGCAAGCCCUCUGCCAUGCCCAACCUCGACCUGCCUACUGCCGCAGGCGCCACCUUUAUCAACCAGAACCUUCAGACCCAGUCGCCGAGUUCCGACGCCUUCUCGGCCGCCCAGCCGACUAACGGUCUGCACAAGGGCACCCUCAGGCCCCUCAAGCCGAGCAGCGCGUUUGAGCUCUACUGUGACGAUAAGCGCGCCGCGUCGAAGGAGAAGGCAGCUGUGGCAAAGGCAGCGGCGGCGGCGGCAGCCAGCAAGGAAGCCGCCGAAGGCUCGGGCAGCCCCGAAGAUGUCGACAACGACAAUGAGAACGAGAACAACGGCGAUAUUACCGAUGUCGAAGAAGAGACGUUGUCGCGCGAGUGGAAAGAUCUCCCCGAAGACCGCAGGAAAGAGUUCGAAGACCGAGCCGAUCGGGACGCGGAGCGAUACAAGAAGGAGAAAGACGCCUAUGACGCGGCCAAGGCGGAGGAAGAAGAGGCGGCUGCCAACGCGGAGAAGGCGGCAGCAUCAGCAUCAGCAGAAGCAGAGGCAACUGACAAACCCAGCGGCUCGUCGAAAAGCAAUAUCGGCAAGACGGAUGAUGCCGAGGGUGCCACGGCCGAGGAGAUGGACGUUGAUGCUGAUGCUGAUGCCGAGACCACGGAUGAGAGGAAAGCAAGCAGCGCCAAGGCCGGCGAGGAGGGAACAGACACGCCGCGGGCGACACAGGAGGACGUCGAGAUGGCUAAUAAUGACACCGAUCAGGAGACGAAGGCUGAACAGCCGCAAUAGGAGAAGCGCACCAUGUCUGAGCUCAGGGAUGCAACACCUUUGUUGUCAUUGAACUCGGAGGAUCACUUCUGGUCCGACAAUUGAGGAUAGUUGACAGUUUCAACUAUUCAUCGAUGGCCUGGAGUCUGUGUAUCAUAGAGUUCCUAUUAUUCUCUUCCAUUACAGCAGCUUCGCUUUGGCUUAGCGGUACACCGACGUGUCUUACGGUUCUUUGGGCAGGGGCAGGCAGGAUAAGGUUGCGAUCGCGGGAAAGAAAAAAAAUCAACAUACAUGUUCCUUACUCAUCAUACGUUUCGAGGACAACUUUGUGUAAUUGCUUACAGAAGACCAAAGAAAGCUUCGUUGCACGAAACUGAAUAGAAAGAUCAGCUUUCAACACCAACGAGCUCGAGACAUUGCUUCCUCCAUAUUAACGUCCAAGAAACAAACCCGUUCGGCAAAGGA
This is a messenger RNA of Neurospora crassa OR74A, 1857 nucleotides long. RefSeq lists its product as hypothetical. The transcript is spliced from 3 exons. Bases 352 to 1413 code for a protein of 353 amino acids. NCBI's taxonomy places the organism in Eukaryota, Fungi, Ascomycota, Sordariomycetes, Sordariales, Sordariaceae. The record is from RefSeq and is a predicted model, not a curated record.